AUGACAGAGCCCUCGAAGAGUGCCAUCACCGUCACAGGUGAUGAAUUAGAGAGGAAAACCGUGUGGCAUAGGGUACGGCACUUCCCACUGUGCCGGGGAAUCAUUGCUGACGUGAGGGACCGGUUGCCCUACUACCGGUCGGACUGGACUGACGCCUGGAACUACAGAGUGAUACCUGCCACUAUACUGACUUACUUCACGAAUAUCUUCCCUGCCAUUGCAUUUGCACAGGACAUGUUUGACCGCACGGACAACAGCUAUGGCGUCAACGAGGUGCUGCUGGCAAGUGCGCUUGCUGGCGUGGUGUUUGGUGUCUUUUCUGGCCAGCCAUUGACCAUUGUUGGUGUAACAGGGCCAAUAUCGAUCUUCAACUAUACGGUGUACGAGAUCAUCAAGCCACUGGAUAUCCCGUUCUUCCCCUUCAUGUUCUGGAUCUCGAUCUGGGGUAUGAUCUGCCACUUCAUCAUCUCAAUGACAAACAGUGUCUCUGCCCUGAAAUACGUCACCAAGUUCCCAUGCGAUAUCUUUGGAAUGUUCAUCAACAUUGUCUACCUCAUAAAGGGAGUGGAGAUCUUAUCACGGCAGUUCACUCCUCAGGAUAGCGGUGCUAGUGGCUUUGCCAGCGUGGUGGUUGCCAUAUCGAUGGGAAUUGUGGGAUUUGCAGGGAACUCCUUCAACGAGACAAACUACUUCAACAGGCACGUCAGACAGUUCAUCGUUGAUUAUACCACGCCAGGCUGUGUUGUGUUCUUCUCUGGGUUCAUCCAUUUUGGUGGGUACUUGAACAACGUUGAGCUUGCCAAGUUGCCAAUCACCAAGGCCUUCAGACCAACUGGCAGAGAGCACUGGAUCGACGUCAGUGGCUUGAAAGUGAACGAUGUGUUCCUGGCCUUGCCCUUUGGCAUCAUAUUGGCCAUACUGUUCUACUUCGACCACUCAAUCUCUGCCCUGAUGGCACAGGAUGAGAAGUACAAGCUGAAGAAACCAAGUGCUUUCCACUAUGACCUGUUCCUGUUGGGUAUCGUUACCGGCAUCGCAGGGCUAUUGGGCAUACCAUGUCCCAAUGGCCUGAUUCCUCAGGCUCCUCUUCAUACAGAGUCUUGUCUUGUUAGAGACAAGAAGGGACGAGUCACUGGCUGCGUGGAGCAGAGAUUCACCAACACCGUCCAAGGCCUGAUGCUCUUUGGCACGAUGACGAGGCCUCUACUGGUCUGUCUGGGCAAUAUCCCACAGUGUGUGCUGGCAGGGAUGUUCUUCAUCAUGGGCUCAACUGGCUUGAACGGGAAUGAGAUCUUCAACAGGAUCAGAUUCAUCUGUCGACACGACAAGGCUGAUCCGAGCCCGUUGAGCCUUGUUCCUCAGAAGAAGUUAUACCUCUUUGUGAUGUUCUCCCUCCUGGGGACAGCUGCUGAGGUUGGAAUCGUUCAAACAAAGGGAUCCAUUGGGUUUCCUCUGGUGUUGUUACUGAGUGUCAUACUGACGAUGUGGUUUCCAAAGCUUUUUACCCGUGAAGAGCUAGAUAUAAUGGACGGGCCAGUGGCACACGAGAACACUCUAAAGAACCUCUGA
Molecule: messenger RNA, 1569 nt
Organism: Williopsis jadinii
Lineage: Eukaryota; Fungi; Ascomycota; Saccharomycetes; Phaffomycetales; Wickerhamomycetaceae
Gene: BOR1
Product: Bor1p
Exons: 1
Coding region: 1-1569 (522 amino acids)
Biological process (GO): transmembrane transport; borate transport; monoatomic anion transport
Cellular component (GO): plasma membrane; fungal-type vacuole
Molecular function (GO): solute:inorganic anion antiporter activity; borate efflux transmembrane transporter activity
Source: RefSeq, a predicted model, not a curated record